Messenger RNA from Lactuca virosa, 2704 nucleotides. The record is from the annotation of a GenBank genome assembly. Lineage: Eukaryota; Viridiplantae; Streptophyta; Magnoliopsida; Asterales; Asteraceae.
CCCACCACCACUUUUCUUAUUCCUUCUUCAUUUUCCUUCCUACUCAAAACACCCAACUCACCAUUCAUUUUCAAUUCAUUACUUUUCUCUCUCUCUCUCUCAACUUAUAAUCGUUUUAUUUGUGAUCGAGUUGAUCGAACAUAGAAAACAAGCUGUGAAAGCAACAAGUCAAGAGAUACGGUGGAACCAACAAAGGAAAAUGUUACAGAGGGCGGCAAGCAAUGCGUAUUCAUGGUGGUGGGCUAGCCACAUUCGGACCAAACAGUCAAAAUGGCUCGAGCAAAGCCUUCAAGAUAUGGAAGAACAGGUUGCCAAUGCGCUGAACCUCGUUCAAAAAGAUGGCGAUUCCUUCGCCAAGAGGGCAGAAAUGUAUUACAAGCACAGGCCAGAACUCAUCGCCUUCAUCGAGGAAAGUGUUCGUGCUUACAGAGCAUUAGCCGAACGAUACGAUAAACUCUCCACCGACUUGCAAAAAGCCAACACCACCAUCGCUUCCGUUUUCCCAGAUCAACUCCCUUAUGAUACAGACUACGAAGAUGACGAUAACAACGCUCUUAAAUCUCCCACAAACAUAGCUCCAGAUCCACCCAAGGCUCCAAAACUCCCAGAACCCAAAGACUUCAAGCGUUCGCUUACGAAAACCCAAAGCAAGAAGGAAACCAAAGUAGAUGUUUUGAAUUCCGGUUUAACCGAAGAAGAGGCUGUUGAAGAGAUCGAUAAGCUUCAGAAGGAUAUUCUUUCGUUGCAAACGAUGAAGGAGUUCACCAAGAGCUCGUAUGAAAACGGGCUUGCAAAGUUCUGGGAAAUCGAGAAAAAGGUGACGGAAAUGCAACAAAGAGUUUGCAGUUUACGAGAUGAGUUUAAUGUAACCAAAGAUAUCGAGGAUGAUGAUGCUCGUGCUAUAAUGGCGGAGUCUGCUUUGAAGUCGUGUGAAGAGACAUUGGCUCAGUUACAGGAGAAACAAGAGAAGUCAACCCAAGAUGCUCGUUUGGCCCAUGAGAGGAUCGAAAUUGCAAAACAGAAAUUCAAAUCCCUUAAACAAGAUUAUCUCAAGGACAAACCUGAUCAAGAAGAAGAAGAAUAUAAACUUGGAAAGGAUUCAAAGGAUCCACAGAACUCGAAUGAAAAGGAGCUACAAGAAAGGAUCAUAGAAAGCCUCGAGAAACUAUCCAAGAAACCUUCGACAGUUACAGAAAUGGCAGAUACGGUUGACAAGCUCGUGAGCAAGACACAGAUUCGGAACUUGGAAGAUGAUAAAUCUAACUUGAUUGAUGGGACACAAAAUUUGGAUAAAAUGUUGAAGGAUAUGGAGGAAAAACUGAAUGGAGUACAAGAUUUGGAUAGGAACAUUGAGAACCAAAAUAACAGCCUCAAGAUGCAGCUCACUGACGCAUGUUGCAAGCUUGAGCAUUUGUCUGAGAACCUUCAAAUCUCUCUGCAAGAUGAUCAUGAACAUGCAAAACCCAAGAUCAUGAGCCUGGAAGAUGAACAUUAUCAACAUCAGAUGGUGGAGAAGAUCGAAGACGAUCUUCUUGAACCUGAAUCACAUGAGGAAAGAGUGAAGGACGAGAUGGAUUGGCAAGAACUGUUGUUGAGUGGUUUAGAUAACAAAGAAGAUGAACAUGAUCGAGAUCAGAUAGUGGAGAAGAUGGAAGACAAUCUUCUUAAACAUGAAUCACAAGAGGAAGGAGUGAAGGACGAGAUGAAUUGGCAAGAAUUGUUGUUGAAUGGUUUAGAUGACAAAGAAAAGGUUCUUUUACAAGAGUAUACUACGAUCUUAAGGAAGUACAAGGCUGCUAAAAAGGAACUUGCAGAAGAAGAGGAGAAAAACCAAAGAACUGUCUUUGAAAUGAAGCUACAAGUAAGAGACCUCGAAACCUUGCUAUCAAAAAGAGACAUUGAAAUUCAACAGAUGAAACAAAAGCUCAAACUUCUUCAAGAAGACGAAGGUAAAGACGAUGUAUCAGAAGAAAAAGAAGUAGUGGACGAAGAGGACGACAUCAAGUCUAUCUUUAUGGUAAAAUCCGAACCCGUUUCUGAGAUUGAAGAAAAACUGCGAACUGGUAUUGAUGCGAUACUCGAUGAAAAUCUUGAAUUUUGGUUAAGAUUCAGCUCUACAUUCCAUCAAGUCCAGAAAUUUAAAACGGAGGUAGACGAUCUACAACAGGAUAUUACACAACUCAAGAGUUCAGCUUCAAGAUCAGAAAUCAAUCCCAUAUACAAACACCUUAAAGAAAUACAAAACGAACUUACAAUAUGGUUAGAACAAAGCGUGUCUCUGAAAAACGAACUACAAAGGAGAUGCUCAUCGUUAUCCAUCAUUCAAGAAGAUAUAGCAAGGGCAUUGAGGGAAGGCAUGGAAGAAGAAGAAAUCAAGUUCAGCACGCAUCAAGCUGCAAAGUUCCAAGGUGAGGUAUUGAACAUGCAACAAGAGAAUAGAAAAGUUAGCGAAGAACUCCAAGCAGGUUUAGACCAUGUCACAUCUCUGCAACUUGAAACGGAAAAGACUCUAAGAAGGUUAGAGGAUGAGUUUGGGCUUUCUGAUCACGACCAUAACCAGAAGCACCCACGGUUACAAAGCCGCUCACAUGUGCCCUUGAGGUCUUUCAUCUUCGGGGGUAAAUCAAAAAAGCCAAAGCCUUCCAUUUUGGCAUGUAUAAACCCCAAUAAGAAACUUAGUGUAUCAAACGGUGGGGUUAUGUAA